UGUCUCUGUACCUCCUUCCAUUAGUGUUUUAAAGCUAGAAAUUAAGUAACUCUAAAAUGUAGAGUUUUUACGAUUAUUUGUGUGUGCGCGCGCAUGUGUGUGCAUGUGCAAGGGCAAGUACCUGUGCCACAUGGAACAUGUGGAGGUCCUGUGUGCCAUCUGGGUAUUGAGCUCAGGCUUGCACAGCAGGAUCUCACGCCUAGCAGUCUCAUGGUUGUAAAUGUACAGAGUAAGGUUCUGGUAUUGUUUUCUUUAAAGGGACUUUACAAACUAAAUUUUUUGGUGGCUGUUGUCUUAUGAAAUAUAAUCCAGGUAAUACUGAAACACUGAAAAAAAAGAACAGAAGUUUGAAAUUUCUUCUGGCUGAGCUAAAGAACUUCAGUUGUUUUUAGAGUUAAGUGUUUGAAAAUCAGAUCAAACCUUGUAUAUGUUUCUGUUCCCCUGUGGCUGUUCUGCAGCUUUAGAUUCCAUGUGCCAUUUGAAUUUCAGCACAAGAAGUCUGAUGAGUGUCAGGCAGGACUCUGUUGUCAUUAGGACUUGGAUUUGAGUGGCAGGAGCAUGUGACUGCUUUGCAAGGAGCUAUUUUUGGUAUGGGCUGUUGGCUUAGUCUCCAAACUGUAGCAAGUUAGUGUGAGACACAUUUGUAGAGGCGCAAAAAAGGACGAACAUUGUGAUGUGAGUUCUGAAGUUUCGAUAUGGGCUGUUGCUUCAGCAAAGAACUCAGUAAUGACAGUGACAAUGAGAAAAUUGGCCUGUUACAAAAAUGUGUGGAAGAGAAGAAACCGGAGACCAAGAUAAGUAAAACUUUAUCUUCAUUAUUUGAUACCCUUGAAGGUGAGGAGCUUCAUAAUGUUGAAAAUGGACCCAGCAGAGCAGCCGCUGGUGUUACUGUGUGGACUAAAGUCUUUACCAGGUCCAGGCACAAACAGGAUCAUAGAUCAAAGCAGUCAUUGAAUUCUAAUUCCUCUACCACUUAUGAGUUCUUUUGUGGGUCUGAAAAUUUAGAUGAGGUUAACAAGAAUUUAGAUACUGUUGCUAUUGAAGAGAAUUCUGAGAUUGCCAGUGAUCCACUGGGUAUGAAUAGUAAUAGACAGGCUUGUUCUGAAAAUGACCAGCCUUUCUCACGUGUGCCCAUGUCUUCUGACCAGCAGGAGAAAAUUUUUGUAAGUGACCAUCUGCAAUGUUACCUGGCCACUUGCAAAAACUCAUUAGAAAAAGAAAACGUGCUAAAUGGUGGAAUCAGUAGUUUAAAUGAGAGUAACUCUGUUAGCGUGCCUGCUGGAGAGUUGCAAAAUACAACCCGUAUUUGUGUUGGUGACAAACUGUGUAAGAAUUCAAGGGAAAGCAGAUUUUAUAGUAUUUGUGCUGCAGAUCUGGAUUGUAUGAACAUGGAUGAGGGACUGUUCACUCCCAUGUAUGGAACAGCUGCAGAAGAAAGCCAUUCAGCUGUUACUUACCAAGUUUUCCAAGAGGAUCGGCCCUUAGAUAACAGGGAAGAGCAUACUGCCUCAGAUGCCAUACAGAGGGCAGGAGAGCUAAAGCUGCAGCAGGAAGAGCUGUUACCCCAAGAUGUCCUCCGCCCACGUGACGCAAGAGAAGUGUCUAGUGAGAAAAGUGAAUGGACUUCUGAUCCUUUGGUGGCCAGUGCUGCAUCUGAUGAAGCACUCAUCAGUGACCUGCAAGCUGAGUCUCUAAGGGCAAAAGUUCAUGCCAAAGUCCCUAACGAUCACACAGAACAUAGUAUAUUACAUAAUACUGGCCUACUCUCUAAAUUAACUAUUAACAUAGGCAGUGACUCAUUACAGUGCAUGUGUGCUGUAUCUGAAGAGAGGGAGAGCAGUGCUUCAGGAAUAGGAAGUCAGAUGGAUGAUUCACUUGUUAAUUUACCAAGUGAUAGUUCCUAUGUUGAUGGGAUUGGUGAACCUGCGGCUACAACAGUUAGCACUUGUCAAACUUUAAACUCUAAAAUGGAAAGAGAGCACAGCUCUGAAAAGCCACUAGAACGUAAUGAUUACUUCCACAUCGGUGUUAGCAGGUCAGGUAGGAUCCUUUCCUUUGCUCUAGAGAAGAUUAAUUUAAGUCCUGAAAAGUUAGCUUCAGAGAGCUUGGACAGGGACUAUCUCCCAGUUCAUGCUAAUUUCAAAGAAGCUGCCUUGAACAAACUUGAUGGCCCUAGUCCUAUAUCCCACCGGGGACCAGUAUGUAUGGAGGAACAACACUUAGGGGAUAGCGAUCUGGAAACUGGAAGUAUCCACCUGGCAAACAGAGGUGAGCUGUUCUUGUGUUCUGAAAAUAGUUCCAUUUGUCAAGAUGAGGAUAAAAUGAGCAUUUUAGAGACGGAGAGCCAUGCCAAGAGGGAGUUGAAAAGUCGGUGUCAAGCAGAUGUCUGUAGAGGUAAUAGGGCAGACAAGGCUGAGAGAGAAACUUAUGAUUUAACUCAAGUGAAAAGUGAACCAGACACAGAAGAGGUGGUCCAGAAGGUGGGUCUCCUGAAGCUUGGACUUUCACAAAGAAUGCCGAAUGACGAGUCUCACUCCAGACCUCAUCAGGGCACAGUAACAUCCCCUGCAUUUAUUUUCACUUGUACUGGUCCUGAAGCAACGGAAACAGGCCUACAUGACAAAACAGGAGAUAAAGUACAUGUGAAGAGCUUAGUUGGUGUAUUACACAACCAAUCUAGUGGGCCCAAUGUACUAGCAAAUGUUGAAAAGGAACCACAGAAAGCUAAUUAUAGAGAGAUCAGUGAGAAGAACAUAGGAAAUGCCGAGUCCAGUUUUCAUUGGGAAACCAGUGUUCUUAGCAAGGUUGUGCCCAAUGGGAAUAUGGUAACUUGUAUUGGUAUUGGCAUAGCAGCAGAUCCUGAUUGUGAAACUAAUCAAAUUGAAAACAGUUACAGAACUGAUGGUGUGAAUGAAGACCCAGACCUUACAGUUGUGCCACCUUUAAACCACAGUUUAUUGUCACCUGAAGAGGAGUGGGCCAACAGUGACAGAAGCCCAGACCUGUGUCUCAUUAACACUGAAUCAAUUCAAGAUGUUUCUAAAGCCUUUGGUAAUGAUGCUUCAGAAUUGAGCAAACAAAAGCUAACAUGCAAAGAAGAGAACGAGACACUUUGUUUGGAUAAAGACAGUAAUAAUCCUAACAGCAUUGGCUGCUUAGGCCCAUGUAAGACGAAAAGGAAAAAAGCCAGAUCCACAGUUAAAGAAUCCACUUUAAAUGGGGAGAUACAUUUUUUGGGAAACUCUGACGUGACUUUUAAGAAAACAGCUUUACAUGACACUUCUGAAGUGUGUUCUUCUUUGAUUGAUGUCAAGUCUAUUCGAGUGGAUAUGCCUGUAGCUAGUCCUGGUAAUGCUCCGCAGGCAAUUCCUGCCAUCCCAGCCGACAGCACAGAAUGUGUAGUGCCAAGUGCGGACCACAUUGCAUUACCCACAGAGGCUGUAUCUGAAAAUCCCUCAGAAAUGGAUUGGCACAGGAUCCCCGAAGAGUUCUAUGCUCAUUUUUUGAAUGAAUUUUCCUAUUACCCUGUGGGAGGACUAGCAAGUCAGGCACUUUCAGGACUGGCAGGUGGGUGUGGCAGAUAUCAAGUGGGCUAUCUAUGGGCUAACACAGCCACAGAGAACAUGACAGAAGAUGCUCAAUUUUUUAAUGAGGAUCUACACAGCAAGCCCCAAUACUUAGAAAAUACUUCAUUUUCCUUGGAACAGACCCCUUUUCAGCUGCCAGUGUCAGAGGAUGGUGUUGUUUGGGGGUGGCCAAAUAGAGGAGGACAGUUAGUCCCAACAACUAAGGUUUCAGAGCUAAACCCUAAUGCAAAAGUAUGGGGGACUCAUAUGUUACAUUUGGAAGCGAGUAGUGCAGCUGUUGGUGUGAAUGCUGCGUGGGAAGAGGCUCCCGGCCAUCCUACAGACUGUGACCAGCAGGGAUUGGAUGCCAAUGGUGAUGGCGACAAAAGUCGAGAGAAUGCAGCACUCCCGGACGCACAGGAGGCAGAGCAGACAGACAUGAGCACUCUGGUUCUGGACCAUUCCGAAUAUGAACCUCUGCCUGAGAACAACGAUACAGGAGGAAAUGAGUCUCAACCAGAAAGCCAGGAAGACCCUCGGGAAGUACUUAAAAAAACAUUGGAAUUCUGCUUAUCUAGGGAGAAUCUUGCUAGCGACAUGUACCUUAUAUCCCAGAUGGACAGUGAUCAGUAUGUGCCAAUUACAACGGUAGCUAACCUUGACCAUAUCAAGAAACUCAGUACUGAUGUGGAUUUGAUUGUUGAAGUGCUAAGAUCUUUACCUUUAGUCCAAGUGGACGAGAAGGGAGAGAAAGUAAGGCCAAAUCAGAACCGGUGCAUAGUAAUACUGCGUGAGAUAUCUGAGUCCACCCCUGUGGAAGAAGUAGAAGCACUAUUUAAAGGAGAUAAUUUACCAAAAUUUAUAAACUGUGAAUUUGCCUAUAAUGAUAAUUGGUUUAUUACCUUUGAAACAGAAGCUGAUGCACAGCAGGCUUACAAAUACCUUCGAGAAGAAGUCAGAACUUUCCAAGGAAAGCCAAUUAAGGCGCGGAUAAAAGCAAAGGCAAUAGCGAUAAACACAUUUUUGCCAAAGAAUGGAUUUAGACCUCUGGACAUGAACCUUUAUACCCAGCAGCGCUAUGCUACAUCGUUCUACUUACCUCCAGUGUACAGUCCCCAGCAGCAGUUCCCUCUGUACAGCCUGAUCACCCCCCAGACAUGGUCAACAACACAUAGUUAUCUUGAUCCACCCUUGGUAACCCCUUUUCCAAGUACUGGAUUUAUAAAUGGGUUUACAUCUCCGACCUUCAAACCUGCAACGUCUCCUCUGACGUCACUCAGACAAUACCCUCCUAGAAGCAGGAAUCCUAGUAAGUCUCAUCUGCGCCAUGCGAUUCCUAGUACAGAGAGAGGGCCUGGGCUGCUAGAAAGUCCUUCAAUAUUUAACUUCACUGCAGAUCGAUUAAUUAAUGGUGUCCGGAGCCCACAGACGAGGCAAGCAGGGCAAACUAGAACACGAAUACAAAACCCUUCAGCUUAUGCCAAGAGAGAGAUUGGAACUGGGCGUGUGGAGCCAAGUAGUCUUGAAUCCUCUCCUGGUUUAGGGAGAGGAAGGAAAAAUUCCUUUGGCUAUCGGAAGAAAAGAGAAGAGAAGUUUACAAGCAGUCAGACGCAGUCUCCAACACCACCAAAGCCUCCAUCACCGAGCUUCGAACUGGGACUGUCCAACUUCCCCCCAUUACCUGGAGCUGCAGGCAAUUUGAAGACAGAGGACUUGUUUGAAAACAGGCUUUCCAGCUUGAUCAUAGGAUCUUCAAAAGAAAGAAACCUCAGUACAGAUGCAAGCACAAACACUGUUCCUGUAGUGGGACCCAGAGAGCCCUCCGUGCCAGCGCCCUGUGCUGUGUCGGCAGCAUUUGAACGUUCCCCGUCCCCAGUCCAUUUACCUGAGGAUCCCAAGAUGGCAGAAAAGCAGAGGGAAACUCAGAGUAUGGACAGACUCCCUUCUACCCCUACUACAACUGCAUGUAAAUCCGUGCAGGUGAAUGGAGCAGCAACAGAAUUGAGAAAGCCCAGUUAUGCAGAGAUUUGUCAGAGAACGAGUAAAGACCCUUCUUCCUCCUCUCCAUUGCAACCCCCAAAAGAACAGAAGCCAAACACUGUCGCCUGUGGGAGGGAGGAGAAGAGCCUUUCUGAGCCUGUCGAGAGACGCCGAGAGCCCCCUGCCCUCAAGUCCACUCCUGGAGUCCCCAAAGAUCAGAGGAGGCAGCCUGGGCGCCGACCCUCGCCUCCAGCUGCUGGGAAGCGCCUGAACAAGGAACAGAGCACGCCUCCCAAGUCUCCUCAGUGAAAGCUGGAUGCCUGCGAGGGGUCUGGAAGAGCUGUAUUCACCGUGAGAAGCUCUCCCACUCAGUACGGAAUGAGCCGCUGGUUAGGAGCUUGCAGUGUCUGUGGGGCCCGUGGGAUACCUGCAAGUUACUUCCUUCUGUGAGUCGGAUAUUCCCCCUCUUGAAAAAAAAAAUCUAUUUUUCAGGAUUUAAUUAUAUAAUAUAAACCUUAUUUUAGGUUGGUGCUUAACUGGAGGUGAUACAGAAGUCUGAUGUUUUUCAGGAUAGAAAAUGUAUUUAUCCUAACAAAUGGAUAUUUUUUAUUAAGCCUCCACGUGGCUCUGAGUGCAAAGCUAUAAUGAGUUUUUCUAAAUUAAGGGAACUCUGCUACUUCCUUUUUUUUUUUUUUUUUUUUAUUUUAAUAGUUGGUCUGCAAGUGCGCAUUGGUAGGGUGUCCAGCAGUUGGAUGGGGGCUGAUGGCACUGGCAGAGGCAGCCAUGGCCUCACAGAGCAAGGGACUGGCAUGUCAGGACACUGACAAACUGGCAUAGGAGCUGUGUUUUCAUCUAAACCCUUAGCAACAGGUAACUCUAGCUUUAAAACAAGAUACAGAUGUACAUACAGUUCUUUUUUGAUCUAGUGGGCAGAACCUGCAAAGAGCACCCUAGAAAGACCUGAAACCUUUGAGUUUUGAUGUCCUGCGAGCAAGUAACCAGCCUCUCUCUCACUCCAGUUCCAAGUGGCUACUAUGUAAAAUAAAUUGAAAGCACAUUGUGAAUAGAACCUAGGUGAAAUUAAAAACUGCUGCCCACUGAUGUCAGAAGCUGUACCAUGAUGUGUAUCCCUGUGAGUGGGCUACCUGGCUCUCAUCCUCCAGUGCCUGCUCUAUCUGUGUCCCCCACACACACUCUCUGGAGAGUCUUGUCUUAGCCAGCUCUGUGUGGAUGUCUUCUUGUCCCUCUGCAUCAGCACGUGGAUUUAGAAGUACCUAGCCGUGAGAGAGUGGUGUCGGUGGUCCCCUCUGGCUUGCGAGGACAGAGAGUCCUUGCUCUUUUACCUCCAGGACGAGGGUCUUAUUGAUUGUUUCAGAAGCUGCACCUCUGAAGAGCGAGAGUGCAGUCAAGUUAGCAAGUUCAUAACAAAGUUACUGAUAAAUUAUUCUGUUUAAAAUGCCUACAAUUUUUCUUUAAGUAUUCUAAGCAGCAGACAUUAAAAUAUUUCCUGCUAUAUGUAACCAUACAGCUUAUUCCACAAAAUGCUAUUUAAUAAGACUGAAGGUUGUUUUGGUUUCUUUUUCUUUUUUUUUUCUAAGGAAAAAAAUGAUUUCCAUCCAAUAUUUAAAGACUUGAAUUUUAUUUAAACUUGAAAAUGACUUUGCCUUAACUUUUGUAUAAGACAGCUUAGAGCUCACGGAGACCUGCCCCUGGGUUGGCGGGAGUGGAUCGGUUACUCAGUUGCCAUGCGGAUCUCCUGGUGUUGGUUUUGCUGAGAACGCAUACUGUUGUACAAGAACUCCAGUGGUUUUUGUAACAUACCUACAGAUCUUCAACAGUUGAUCUUUUUUCAGAUUGUUGAAAAGUCCUGUAAAUGCAACUAGUCGCUACUGUGUGAAAUGUGUGCACUUGGGAGUGUGCUCUGCGUGUACAGUGUAAAUAAUCAAAACAUAUGAGAAAGGUACCCUACAGAGAAGAGUCUGAUAAGAAUUAUUGAUAUAUUAUAAAUGUUGCUGUUGAGCUGAUGUAGAUAAACUAAAUGUUGUGCUUUGAGUAUUAUUUUAAUUUGUUAAGGUUUUUCUUUUUCCCCUUAUACUGGUGUGUUGAACUGAUUUUGCCUCUUUGCUGCAAAAGGGAAAUGGAGAGUCUUAUUGAAAGCCUUUGGAUGUCUUCAUGCUCUAAAAAGAAUGUAAGUGCAUACUAAUCGUAUGUGAUGUGUGAGGGUUUUGAAGGAGAGUAUAGAAAGCAGAGACUGGCAGGAUCUUCCCAUGAAAGUAAAGAACAGAAUGUGCUAAUUAAAAGUAUACUUUGUUAAGUGAUUUUUCCUGCCAGAGGCAAAGAUGGCCUGAUGCACGUGACCAUUUCCUUCAGAGCAACUGUCAUUCAGUUACAUAGGAGUAUACGCAGUGCUGACGUCUCAGACGCCUGUGAAAGGAACAUAGGACGAAUUUCCUUAGAGAUGUCAGAUCACUGACAAAAAUUAAAAAAUAAAAGAAAGAAGAAGAAGAAAACAGCUGGCCUCUUGAACCCACACUAGCAGAUACUGUCUAUCUGGAAAGUCGAGCCUGAGGCCUCAGGCCCUUCACAUCACAUCUUUCCUGGAAGAGGGGCCAAAUUAUGGUCAGCACCCCUUAUCCCCAAGGGUGCUCUCACAGAGGAGCUUUGAUUUUUAAUGAGAAGUCCUUUCCCCAAGGCUGAGCAUUGCAGCACGAAACCUGUGUGGCAGAGCCAAGCUGUAGGUGCUUGCUGUCUGCUGGCUGGAAGUGUACAGCUCAGUGGCCGCACNCAAGGGCAGGUAGGCAGAUGCACGAGGUGGGACACUGAUUACUGCUUAGCCAGUGACAGCCUGGCAUCAGGAACUAAAGCCUUGCUCAGAUGUGAUUUUUAUAAGCACUCAUUUUCAGGAAGCAAAGGUGAUAUGCCAAAUAGCUGUAUAAUGUCAAAACAGAGACUUCCUGAACACUUUGAGGUUUUCCACUCAGAAAAGAAAUGGAAGUUAUCAAAAUAGGAAGCUGUUGAGGGUGCAUGCAGACUCUUGCUAUGUCACAUACAGCAAGUGUGAUAUGUGGUUUUCAUAAUCUAUUUUUAAGUUUACUCAUUCCUUUCAGUAUCUCAAGGUAUAGAAUCAGAGAUACCACAGUCACAAUGACCUUUUUAACCUGUAAAAUUGUGUGAUGAUGCUUAAUUAUCAUAUGGAAAUAUGGACUAGGAAUCUGGCCCCACUUCACCAGACAUGAAUUUCAAGUGAUUCCUCUCUCAUAGUCAGUGUCAUGAUGUCUCUGUGAACCCCUCCUGUCAUUGCAUCACUGGUUGCCACUAGUGGGUGGCAAGAAAAAAAAAAAAAAAGAAAAAAAAGAAAAAAGACAAAAAAAAAAGGAAAAAAAAAGUCUUAUAUUGCUGUAUUAGGGUUUCUGCAGUUGAUAUUGAAAAACUGGUUCAGUGUGUCACAGCAGGCGACUGAUGGUGCAUACCUGUCUUUGUGUCCCCUUCAGUGAGCUGUAGUUGUGGGUUUGUGUGCUUUGUAGCCUGUUAUACGGAAAGCAACAGACAAUCGAAGAUUCCAGGAGUGCUAACAGCUGCAAGUCACAGAACGGGGAGUGUAACAAGUGGAAGCUUGCCUGAGGGUUUCUGUUUCUGUUCUACUUUUCAUUAAGACUGGAAUCAAGCUUACAUGUAAACUAUUGGUAAUUUAAGUUUCCUUUUGUGUCAUUUUUGUGUAAAACUGUCUAAUUUGAAAAAAAUGUAGGUUAUGAAAAAUAAAGAUUUAGGCACUGUU
Messenger RNA from Mus caroli (Ryukyu mouse), 9321 nucleotides. RefSeq names its product La ribonucleoprotein 4B (gene Larp4b). Gene Ontology annotation, cellular component: cytoplasmic stress granule; cytosol. Gene Ontology annotation, molecular function: mRNA 3'-UTR binding. Gene Ontology annotation, biological process: positive regulation of translation. NCBI's taxonomy places the organism in Eukaryota, Metazoa, Chordata, Mammalia, Rodentia, Muridae. The record is from RefSeq and is a predicted model, not a curated record.